AUCUUCUCUUGUUACAUGAAUUCUCUCUGUUAAUUGUGAUUCUUUACUCAACUUUUUUUAAAAAAAUUCUUUUUUCUCUUUUCUAAAUGUUCCAUCAACAUGAGAAUUGAACAGUUUCAAUUGAAAGUUCAGUGAUUAUCUUUGGUGUUUUUCUCAGAAAAUCUGGUUACUUGUGGAAAUGAACAACAAACAACAACCAGAAAACUGAACAAGACUCAAUAAGAAAACGACAACAUCCCAACUUACCACAGACACUCCCGAGUACAAGUUAUAGAUUAAAGAGAAACCUUCAACUCUAAGAUUUUAAUAUAUUCUGUAAUUGGAUAAUGUUACCUAAUAACUGAUGAUCUUUUCUCCUUUGGUCUUGGAAUGAUCUCAACAAAGAAAAACAAUUCUAAUUGUGGAUUAGUCUAAUCUACUGAGAAACAAUAUUAGUUGACUAUUUAUCUCUCACCUCAUCUAAAUCUUGUUUAGUUUUUGUGUUAAUUGAAGUGUUAAUCAUAAUCACCAUCAUCAUGGCUCGAUUCAAGUCCAUUUCGAGAUUGAAACGAGCUCUCAUGGGAAAGAAACACCGAAAAUCGGAUACAAUCGAUGGAGGUGAUGAAGAGAAGGAGAAAAUUGUUGUUGAUGAAUUUCAAAAUAAUUCUCCAAUCGAUAUUGAUAAUCCGGAUGAGAACAUUUUCUAUAGUCAAGGAUCGAAUGGGACAACAAUUAAUCGGCCAAUCAAUUCACUAUUACGUUCAUUUAGACGUAAAAUUGAUGGUAGAAAGAGAAAUAAAAACAUUGAACCAAAUAUCGAUUCACCUUCGACUAUUGUGACCUCACCAUUGUUCAUGGAUCAAAGUUCAUCAAAAUGUGACAAGUUGAUUAUCGAUAAACCGAUAAUUAAAGUACCUGAGAAUUUACUUGACUUUAGUCCGGACAUUGACUUGGAGAUUCCCUAUGUAGAUGAAGAUGAUGAUGAUUCUGAUGAUGAGGAAGAUGGAGAUAUGGUUGAUGGUUUGGUUGCAAUUAAACGGUCUCCCUUAUUGAAGAGAAACUAUCAGCCAUCUCCACCAAAAGUAUCCCCUCCACCUCCACCUCCAUCAAGUAAUUAUCAUCAUCAUCAUCAUCAUCCGUCAUCUUUACAACCAUCUAAUCUGUCAAAUAGAUUUAAUUCUGAUUUUGGCUAUGAACUAAUCAAUUUAUCUAAAUGUGGUUGGUACUGGGGACCAAUUAGUCGCAGUGAAGCGGAUUACCGAUUAUCCAAUGCUGGUGAUGGCUCAUUUCUGGUCAGGGAUUCAUCGGAUGACCAUCACUUGUUGAGCUUAAGUUUCAGAUCCAAUGGACGGACAUAUCAUACUCGAGUUGAACACAAUAAUGGACUUUUUAGUUUCACCUCGCAACCUUUACUUCCUGCCGCUUAUCCGAGUGUCAUCAUGCUCAUCAAUGAAUCCAUGAAAAAAUCUAAAUCCGGUGUUUUCUGUUAUUCUUGUGGACGAUCACCAAAUAAUCAGAAAGUUCCCGUUCGACUGAUUAAACCUGUAUCUCGAUUUAAUCAGAUUCCAUCUUUACAAUUUUUAUGUCGAUUUGUUAUCAGAAUUUUUAACUUACCCAAACUGCCACCAACUCCUAGUUUAAGAUAUUUUCUUAAUCAAAGUCAUUACCAAUAA
Panonychus citri (citrus red mite) is the source of this 1652-nucleotide messenger RNA. RefSeq names its product suppressor of cytokine signaling 7-like. The coding region runs from base 516 to 1652 and encodes 378 amino acids. The record is from RefSeq and is a predicted model, not a curated record. Gene Ontology annotation, biological process: phosphatidylinositol phosphate biosynthetic process. Gene Ontology annotation, molecular function: 1-phosphatidylinositol-3-kinase regulator activity. Gene Ontology annotation, cellular component: phosphatidylinositol 3-kinase complex. The transcript is spliced from 3 exons. NCBI's taxonomy places the organism in Eukaryota, Metazoa, Arthropoda, Arachnida, Trombidiformes, Tetranychidae.